UAAUUCUUCUGAUCGUCAAAAAGACUGGAGGGACGAUGGCGGAGACCAAGACAGCGAGCAAGAAGGCCGACCGGGUCGUGCCAUCGGGCUGGACGCGCGUCGAGAGCAAGAGUCGUCCUGGCGAGUGCUACUACCUCAACAAGAAGACGGGCCAGAAGACGUGGAAGUACUCGGAGAUGAUGAGCAGCAUCAGCAGCAGUAAGGACGGGAAGCGGAAACGCGACGAGAAGGCCAAGUCGUCGUCGUCCAAGCGGUCCAAGAGCGAUGAGAAGCGGUCCAAGGUCGACGACGAUGCGACGGUGCACGUUCUCCACAUCCUCGUCAAGCACUCAGGCAGUCGCCGGGCGUCGUCAUGGCGACAGGACUCGAUCACGCGCAGCAAGGACGUGGCAAUCCAGCGCCUCCAAGGCCUGCGCGACCAGAUCGUGCUCGCGGGCAAGCAGGACGACGGCGCCGUCCGCGAAAAGUUUGAGGCGCUCGCCAAAGUCGAGUCGGAUUGCAACAGCGCCAAGCGCGGAGGGGACUUGGGUCCGUUCGGGCGCGGCAAGAUGCAGCCGCCCUUUGAAGCCGCGGCCUUUGCGCUGGCGCCGGCCGAGCUGAGCGAAAUGGUCGAGACAGAGAGCGGUGUCCACAUCCUCUAUCGCAUCAAGUAGCUGUAUAUCCUACACUGUACUGUACAGACGUAGUCGUCGUUGCUUGCUCUGUCUGGUAACAGUAUUUCGUAGAGGAAGCAAAGCAGGGUUAGUUGUAGAAUUAGUGGAUCGAUCUAAAGCGCAAACACGUUGGCAAAGCCGUCGUCGGCGCCAAACACCGC
Molecule: messenger RNA, 814 nt
Organism: Saprolegnia diclina VS20
Lineage: Eukaryota; Oomycota; Saprolegniomycetes; Saprolegniales; Saprolegniaceae
Exons: 1
Coding region: 36-653 (205 amino acids)
Cellular component (GO): cytosol; nucleus
Molecular function (GO): protein binding; peptidyl-prolyl cis-trans isomerase activity
Source: RefSeq, a predicted model, not a curated record